AUGAAGAAUGUUCAAGGUGAAUACCGUAAAGGACCUUGGACCGAACAAGAGGACAUCCUCUUGGACAACUUUGUCCACAUGUUCGGAGAUCGAAGAUGGGAUUUUGUAGCAAAAGUUUCAGGUUUAAAUAGAACAGGAAAGAGUUGCAGGUUAAGGUGGGUUAAUUACCUACAUCCUGGUCUUAAACGUGGUAAGAUGACUCCUGAUGAAGAGCGUCUUGUCCUUGAGCUUCACGACAAAUAUGGAAACAGGUGGUCGAAAAUCGCCCGGAAAUUGCCGGGUCGAACAGAUAAUGAGAUAAAGAAUUACUGGAGGACUCUUAUGAGGAAGAAGGCACAAGAGAAGAAGCGACCUACGUCGCCAACUUCCUCAUCUUCGAACUUGUGCUCAUCAUCUAUGACCGCUGUAACUACUCAAGACACUGGAGGAUCCAAUGGGAAAAUGAAUCAAGAAUGUGAAGAUGGAUACUACUCGAUGGAUGACAUAUGGAGAGAGAUUGAUCAAUCUGAAGAAAGCAUUAGCAAACCGGUGAAAGACAUGUACUACUCAGAGCAAAGCUGCUACUUGAACUUCCCUCCUUUGGCUUCUCCAGCAUGGGAAAGCCCCUUGGAGUCUAUAUGGAACAUGGAUGCAGAUGAAAGUAAGAUGUCUACUUCUGCCAUUGAUCACUUUCCUCUGACGUUUGAACAUGGUAGACCAUCGUGGUCGUCUUUUGUCUAGGAUUUGUAACAUUUUAAUGUUUAUAUAUAUGUACAGCCUAUAUAUCACCCAAUGUACUAAUCUCAUGUGUAGUCAUCAUCAUCAUCCUAUGUCGUGUCCUUCAUAUAUGUUAGUUUUGUGGAGUGCGUGAAAAUAGUCAUAUCCAUCUCUUCUUCUUACAGAAAUGCC
Molecule: messenger RNA, 888 nt
Organism: Eruca vesicaria subsp. sativa (arugula)
Lineage: Eukaryota; Viridiplantae; Streptophyta; Magnoliopsida; Brassicales; Brassicaceae
Source: the annotation of a GenBank genome assembly